AUGGCGCCCCUCACUCAUCCCUCCGUCCAAGAUGGCUGGUUCCGCGAGAUCUCAUCACAAUGGCCAGGACAAGCCAUGACCUUAAAGGUCAACAAGAUUCUGCACAUCGAGAAAUCUUUGUACCAAGAUGUUCUAGUUUUCGAAUCGGAGACAUAUGGAAACGUUCUUGUUCUUGAUGGCGUUAUUCAGUGUACCGAACGCGAUGAGUUCUCAUACCAAGAGAUGAUCGCCCAUCUCCCGCUUGCGAGCCACCCGAACCCUAAGAAGGUGCUCGUUAUUGGCGGUGGCGACGGAGGGGUUGUCCGUGAGGUUUUGAAGCACGAUACUGUUGAACAAGUUGUGCUAUGCGAUAUCGAUGAGGCCGUGGUGCGGGUGUCAAAGCAAUACCUCCCACACAUGUCUUCCCUUCUCGCCUCCCCAAAAGUGACCGUCUUCAUUGGCGACGGCUUCAAGUUCCUGGCGGACAACGAAGCCACAUACGACGUUAUCAUCACGGACUCUUCCGAUCCCGUCGGUCCAGCUGAAUCUCUCUUCCAAAAACCAUACUUCCAGCUUUUGCACGACGCGCUUACCCCUGGCGGACACAUCUCCACACAGGGCGAGUGCCUCUGGCUGCACCUUCCGCUCAUCAAAGAGCUACGAGAGAUGACGUCCAAGUUGUUCGCUGUCUCUGAAUACGCGUAUACUACGAUUCCUACCUACCCUUCGGGCCAGAUUGGCUUCAUCGUCUGCGCCAAGGCCCCUGGACGGGAUUUGAGGACUCCGGUUAGGGAAGUGAAGGAGACUAAGUACUAUAACGCCGCACUUCACUCCUCUGCCUUUAAGCUCCCAGAGUUUGCGCGUGUUCUUCUUGAGGAGGGCAAGGAUAUCAGGCCCACUUUCGGUCGGGCUGCCGCUGCGCUUGCCUCGAAGAAGCCCGUGAAAAAGGUCCUUCUUCUUGGUAGCGGGUUCGUCGCUCGCCCAUGCGCUGAAUACGUUGUCCGUGAUCCUUCUAACGAGCUCACGAUUGCUUGCCGCACGCUAGCGAGCUCCAAGGCUCUGGGAGCCGAUCUCCCCAGCACAACUGCCAUCUCACUCGACGUGAACAAUCCCGAAGCUCUAGAAGCUGCCGUGGCCGCUCACGAUCUCGUCAUUUCGCUCAUUCCGUACACAUACCACGCUACGGUCAUCAAGGCGGCAAUCAAGGGCAAGACCAACGUCGUCACCACCAGCUACAUCUCUCCAGCCAUGCGGGAGCUCGACGCCGAAGUCAAGGCUGCUGGUAUCGUUGUCUUGAACGAGAUUGGUCUUGACCCCGGUAUUGAUCAUCUCUACGCCGUUAAGACUAUCGACGAAGUCCAUGAGAAGGGCGGAAAGAUCAAGCAAUUCCUCUCUUACUGUGGUGGUCUUCCAGCACCAGAAUGCGCUGGAAACCCGCUCGGCUACAAAUUCUCCUGGUCCUCCCGUGGCGUCCUCCUCGCCCUGCUCAACUCUGCUUCAUAUCUCUCCAAAGGCGAGCAGCUGAACAUCUCGGGUCAAGAAUUGAUGGGAUAUGCUCAACCCUACUUCAUCUCGCCUGCAUUCGCGUUUGUCGCAUACCCCAAUCGCGACUCGGUUCCUUUCAGGGAAUACUACAAUAUUCCUGAAGCGGAGACUGUCGUUCGCGGUACGUUGAGGUAUCAGGGAUUCCCUGAGUUCAUCAAGGCUCUUGUUCAACUUGGGUGGCUUGAUGCUGGUGAGAAGGAGUGGCUGAAGGAGGGCUUGACCUGGGCUGAGGUUAUGCAGAAGACCAUUGGGGCAAACGAUGCUCAGGAAAGCGCCCUCGUGGACCGCGUCAAGGCCAUCUGCAACUUCCCCAAUGAAUCUGAGACCAACAGGAUUAUCUCGGGAUUACGCUGGAUCGGUCUCUUCUCUUCAGACAAAGUCACCCCUCGUGCUGGCAACCUUCUCGACACACUUUGUGCUCAACUCGAGACGUUGAUGAAAUACGAGCAGGGUGAGAGGGAUCUCGUCAUGCUUCAGCACAAGUUCGUCGUGGAAUGGAAGGACGGAUCUGAGCAAAUUCUCACAUCCACGCUCGAGGCAUACGGAAGCCCUACAGGUCACACCGCGAUGGCGUUGACGGUGGGUUUACCAUGCGGUAUUGCUACCCAACUCGUCUUGGACGGCGUCCUCUCCACUCCGGGUGUCCAUGCGCCAUAUACCAAAGAGAUCUGCGAUCCCAUUCGUAAGAUUUUGGAGGCUGAGGGGUUGGGCCUUGUGGAGAAGGUUUUGUAGAGGAGAGAGAGUUACGACGAAGAAGAAAAUUUUAUGUAAAGUGUAUCUAGAUCUAUAGAUGAUACUAGCCAAUAUA
Messenger RNA from Laccaria bicolor S238N-H82, 2332 nucleotides. RefSeq names its product saccharopine dehydrogenase. The transcript is spliced from 8 exons. Gene Ontology annotation, molecular function: saccharopine dehydrogenase activity. Gene Ontology annotation, cellular component: cytoplasm. Bases 1 to 2256 code for a protein of 751 amino acids. The record is from RefSeq and is a predicted model, not a curated record. NCBI's taxonomy places the organism in Eukaryota, Fungi, Basidiomycota, Agaricomycetes, Agaricales, Hydnangiaceae.